AUGAGUAAAAACGCACCUGUGUUUGUUCAUCAUGGGGUUGAUGCCACCUGCUGUUCGACGGUAUGUAUGGAUAACAGAGAGUUCCUUCUCGUAGGCACAUCGAAAGGGAAAUGCCAUCUUUGCGACAUUUUCUCUUAUCAAUUUAAAGAAACAGUUUAUGAAGACAGCGAUAAAAGGUCAAUUGUUGGAGCGCAAGCAAGGUUACAUGAGAAUGUACUUGAAGCUGUAGUCCAUAUCAGAGAUUAUGCUAUUAUGGUUCUGGCAAGAAAAGAAGGCAAGUGGGAUGAAUGCAGGGUGAUACCUGUGAAUCAUUAUGGCUUCUGCUCUUUCAUAUUGAUACCCGACGCAAUUAUCUUACCGGAUGUUGAGAAGUCUGAUAACUUGGUUCGGAUACUGUGGGAUUCUGGGAAUGCUGACAUUAUACCUCUUGGAAAUAAAGCGACACCCUUCUGUUUGAACUCGUUCGAAUCAUCUGUGUUAGUGGGAGAUGAGGCAGGGACUUUGACUAUAAGCAAGAAUGGUUUCAUGCGCAAAAAGAGCCUCUAUUCAGAACCCAUCUUUGGUUUAGCUGUCUCAACGUCUGGACUCAUAGCAGCAUGUUCUACAUUACCACCCAUUAAAUGUUUUAGAAUGAGUGAUUUAGACGAUAAAGACAUAAUCUCUCUUGAUUAUCGUCCUGACGCUUCUGGAUGUGGAUCAUUGGUGUUUUUGCCAUCGGAGAAGACAUUGUUAGCUGGUUAUUGGGAUGGUGCUAUCAGAGGAUUUUCCAUUAAGAAACGUCAAGUCAUACUUUUUUUGGAUUUCCACAAAGAAACUAUCACUCGCCUUUGUUGGUUCGGAAACAUGGAGAGUGGUGAAACGAAGAAAGAUCAAAUGGUUUCCUGCUCAAAGGAUGGUACGAUAUGUUUUUGGAACUUCCCUAAACAUUAA
Molecule: messenger RNA, 930 nt
Organism: Auanema sp. JU1783
Lineage: Eukaryota; Metazoa; Nematoda; Chromadorea; Rhabditida; Rhabditidae
Source: the annotation of a GenBank genome assembly